This is a messenger RNA of Pontoporia blainvillei (franciscana), 636 nucleotides long. NCBI's taxonomy places the organism in Eukaryota, Metazoa, Chordata, Mammalia, Artiodactyla, Pontoporiidae. The record is from the annotation of a GenBank genome assembly.
AUGACCGCCGCGGGGACCAAGGCUGCCGAGAGUGGGGCUCAGUCGGCCCCGCUGCCCCUCGAGGGGCUGGACCUCAGCACCAAGCAGGAUGAGGGCGUGCCUCAGGUCCUCAAGCGAGAGGGCACAGGCACAGGGAUGCCCAUGAUCGGGGACCGAGUCUCUGUCCACUACACGGGCUGGCUGUUCGAUGGCAGCAAGUUCGACUCCAGCCUGGACCGCAAGGACAGAUUCUCCUUCGACCUGGGGAAAGGGGAAGUCAUCAAGGCUUGGGAUAUUGCUGUAGCGACCACGAAGGAGGGGGAAGUGUGCCACAUCCCCUGCAGGCCAGAAUACGCCUACAGUUCGGCGGCAGCCCUCCCGAGAUCCCUCCCAAGGUCACGCUUGUGUUCCAGGUGGAGUGGCGCCAUUGGGGAGGUUGCACUGGAAGGUACUCCCAAGACCAGAUCUUUUACCGCCGGGAGGUCGGCAAGGCCGAGAGUGUGGAUCUGCCUUGUGGGCUGGAGAAAGUCAUUCAGCGCCAGGAAAAAGGAGAACCUUCCAUUGCAUAUCUCAAGCCCAGCUACGCUUUUGGCAGUGUUUGUUGGGAAGGAAAAGUUCCAGAUCCCCCCAAAUGCUGAGCUGAAGUUUGAAGUAUAA